Messenger RNA from Oncorhynchus kisutch (coho salmon), 4396 nucleotides. Its product is annotated as tumor necrosis factor receptor superfamily member 6-like. Gene Ontology annotation, biological process: immune response; motor neuron apoptotic process; activation-induced cell death of T cells. The record is from RefSeq and is a predicted model, not a curated record. Lineage: Eukaryota; Metazoa; Chordata; Actinopteri; Salmoniformes; Salmonidae. Gene Ontology annotation, molecular function: protein binding; tumor necrosis factor receptor activity. Gene Ontology annotation, cellular component: membrane raft; external side of plasma membrane; CD95 death-inducing signaling complex. The transcript has 9 exons. The coding region runs from base 120 to 1109 and encodes 329 amino acids.
UGCAAUCGUGGUCAACGUACUGUCUGUAUUUCCUCCAAACUUCAAACAGAGGGCAGAUUUGCAAUUGCAAACACCACACAGGGCGCAGCAAUCUCUUCUUGGAGGCAUCAAUUUCGAAAAUGAACAAAUGUACUUUUUUAUAUAUCCUGUGCAUUUUGUGUACGGUUCGUUUAACUACACCAUUCAACGCAGAGCGGAGUUCCCAAGACAUCUUAAUCACUAGCAAAUUGCGCACCAAAAGGCAGAGUUGUCAAGAUGGCACUUACCAGCAUGAGGGAAUGGCAUGCUGUCUCUGUGCGGCUGGCCAACAUCUGGAGAACCACUGCAGUGUGAGCCCAGAGGAUGGGACCUGUGUUUACUGUGAGGAAGACAGGACCUACAACAGUGACCCCAACUCUCUGGACUCCUGUGAGCCCUGCACUUCCUGUGACCCUAAAGCCAAUCUGGAGGUGGAGGACAGAUGCACCAUCUUCAAGGACUCAGUAUGUCGAUGCCAGCAGGGCCAUUACUGUAACAAGGGGAAGGAGCACUGCAGGGCCUGCUACCCAUGUACCAUAUGCAGUGAAGAGGGCAUCAAGGUAGCCUGUAGCGCCACCAACAACACCAUAUGCCAUGCCUUCAAAGAACAAGGAAGCAAUUUGGCAGUAGGAUUUGUCCCGACUACUGUUCUUCUUGUGGUUUUGAUUGUGAUCAUUUGCCUGUGGCGAAAUAAUAAAUUUUGUUUUGGGCCAAAUGGUGGUUUGACAGUACUGCCCAACCGGAGUUCAGAGGAAAUGCAGCCACUGAGAGGUGUUAAUCUCUGGCCACACCUCCCAGACAUUGCUAAGACCUUGGGGUGGAGGGACAUGAAACAGGUGGCCGAGUGCAGUGGGAUGACACAUACCGCCAUAGAAUCCCACCAGCUGAACUUUCCCAAUGACUCCCAGGAGCAAUGCUCCAGCCUACUGAGGGCCUGGGUGGAGAAAGAGGGGAUGACCACAGCCUCUGAGACACUGGUCCAGACUCUACUCCGCAUGAAGAAAAAGGUCAAGGCAGAGGAUAUCGUGGCUAUCAUCAGCAACAAGGAGGAUGGCGUCACAGGGCAAAACUCAGGAUCAGGACAGGUGUAGAUACUGUAUGUACAGUAUGGUCAAACCACUGCCUUUAACCAUGGACAGAUGACCGGGAAUAUGGCCGAAUAUAAACAGUCUAGUUAUUCCCUCCACAAGGCAAUCAAAAAUGUGAAAUGUUGUUAUAGGGACAAAGUGGAGUCGCAAUUCAACGGCUCAGACACAAGACGUAUGUGGCAGGGUCUACAGGCAAUUACGGACUACAAAAAGAAAAUCAGCCACAUCAUGGACACCGACGUCUUUCUUCCAGACAAACUAAACACAUUCUUUGCCUGCUUUGAGGAUAAUACAGUGCCACCGAUGAGGCACGCUACCAAGGACUGCGGGCCCCCUGUCUCCUUCUCCGUGGCUGACAUGAGUAAGACAUUUAAACGUGUUAACCCUUGCAAGGCUGUUGACCCAGACUGCAUCAACCAUUGUUCCUGGACUUUCAGGGUGUGUGCUCAGCCCCCUCCUGUACUCCCUGUUCACCCAUGACUGUGUGGCCAUGCACAUCUUCAACUCAAAUCAUCAAGUUUGCAGACGACACAACAGUAGUGGGCUUGAUUACCAACAACGGCGAGACAGCCUACGGGGAGGUGGGGCUUUCAGAGUGUGGAGUCAGGAAAACAACCUCUCACGCAACAUCAACCUAACAAAGGAGAUGAUCUUGGAUUUCAGGAUACAGCAGAGGGAGCACCCCCUAUCCACAUCGACGGGACAGCAGUGGAGAAAGUGGAAAGUUUUAAGUUCCUCUGCGUACAUAUCACGGACAAACCAAAAUGGUCCACCCACACAGAAAGUGUGGUGAAGAAGGCAACAACGCCUCUUCAACCUCAGGAGGCUGAAGACAUUUGGCUUGUCACCUAAAACCCUCACAAACCUUUACAGAUGCACAAUUAAGAGGUGGGACAGCUAAACAGCCAUCACUAACACAGAGAGGUUGCUGCCUACAUACAGACUCAAAUCAUUGGCCACUUUAAUAAAGGUAUCACUAGUCACUUUAUUAAUGUUUACAUAUCUUACAUUAUUUAACUAGACAAGUCAGUUAAGGACACAUUCUUAUUUACAACGACGGCCUACACCGGUCAAACCCAUACGACGUUGGGCCAAUUGUGCACCAACCUAUGGGACUACCAAUCAUGGCCAGUUGUGAUACAGCCUGGAUUUGACACAGUGUCUGUAGUGACGCCUCCAGCACUGAGAUGCAGUGCCUUAGAAGCACAAGCAUUUCGCUACACUUGCAUUAACAUCUGCUAACCAUGUUUAUGUGACCAAUAACAUUUUAGUAGUACUGUUCAUGUCAGUUAAGAUGCCAGUAUGUAUAGCUGGGUUUAACAGUCUCUUAAGGUUCAGUUUCAUCAGUAACAGGUAAGACCUCUGUUGUUGCAGGGACAAGCUCAUCCGAGUCCUGAUGAGAUAAAGCCAUCAGCAGCUUCAUCCUGUGCUGUGACUCCUUGAGCUGUUGCAUUCAGUAAUUGGUCCACAUUUGUGCGCCGGAUCAUGUUGGGGCCUACAUUCACAGUGUAGGUCAAGGGUCCUGUCUUUGACACAAUCUCGCCAGCUUACCAUUUCUGGUUUGGGCUCUUGUAGUUUCUGGCAAUAACUUCCUGUCCAAUGUCAAAGGUUCUGAGUUGCUUUUGUUUUUGUUUUGGGGAACACUGUUUCUGUUGAAUGUGUCAGCAGGUUUGCAGGUAGCAAACAGAAAUAAAAUUACAUUGUACAUUAGAAUAGUUAAAUCCUUCUCUCUUUCCCAAGUCAAAUGUAUCCCUCUCUACCUCCCCAAUUUCUCUCCCCUUUACACCAGCCAAGCCAAGCUUCUCUCAACCUCCCAUCCUUGUCCACCCAAGCCAAGCUUGGCCUUAUUUCUCAUUCUUGGCCAUCCUUGCCCACCCUUACCCACCCAAGCCAAGCUUGUCCCAACCUCCCAUAUUUUCCCACUCUCUCUUCCUCUCAGACACACAAACAUUCACCCACACACAUACCUAUACUCUCACACACACACACACACACACACACACACACACACACACACACACACACACACACACACACACACACACAUAUAGAAGUUAUUGACAUACAUGCUAUAUCAUCCCAUUUGAAUUGUCAUCGGUGUCCAUGUAGCCCAUUGUUAUCGGAUACUUCUAUCAUUAAUUUAUUGAGCAGAACAGUUGCUUGGGAAAGCCUAGUAUAGAUUUUUUGGGGGGAGGGGGAAUUAAUAUUGUCUCAAUUUACGAUAAACUGGUUUUAGGCAUCAUUGGAUCUAGCCUAUAUUGUGCUCAUCGCUUUUCCCCGCUUCAUUCUCUUCUCAGUAAAUGGGACUCUCCUUGUUGAACUGGAAAGGUUUCUUGCAGCUUCAUUUGGGCUUCAUCGGCGCUUGUGAAUUCCAUCCUUUACCUUCCCUUCCAUCCCCACAGUACUGCUGGGAAGUCGGAGCUGAGGUUUAAUCCCUUUUUCCUCCAGUGACUGUCUGAUCGGGAUGUAAUCCAUGCGUCUUUUUCUCAGCUUUGCUGGGUCAGGGUGUCACCCAGUAAUAGUUCUGAACCUCUUACAACUGGUGGUUCUUUUGGUGUUGCUAUACUCAACUGUAACUGAUCUGUGUGCCUUUUCCAGAUGACGUCCUCUGCAUUCUGGACAGUGUAGUACACAGGACUAGUCUGAGAAAUUUAGCAUGAACCCACUUUGGUCCGCUGAGGUAGUUUCUUGGGACUCUAGCUGCAGACACUAACUUAAGAAACAUUCUGUCUUUGAAUGGACCUGCAAAGUUGAUGUGUGUGUGUUGCCACGCCUCCUCCAACCAAUCCUACAGGUGAAGAGGUGCAAGUUGAGGUAUGUUGCGAACCUUCUGAUGAGGAUUUUUUUGUAGCUUUUUCCUCAAUGCUUACAUCAAAAAGACGUCAUGAAAAAUAUGUGUUACUCUGGUUGUGAUCUGGAUAUAAGACAUCCCGACCAGAUUUCAACUCGACAAAUACGUCUUUUGUCAUCAUCUAUGCCCACUGGGUGGUGUAUGGUUGUAGACAGUUUAUAUGUGUCAUGCAGCCAGCUAUUUUAAUUUUGCAAAGGUUUUGUUGAAUUGUUUUCCAUUGAGUCAAUGUAUUUUGUUUAUACCCAUGUAAGUCAUAUGAAGUAUACUGUAGUCAUAAAGCUGGGCCCUAUUUUAUUGAAAAAUACAACAACAAUAGCCUUUAUUUAUUCUUAUAAAUGUGCGCUGCAUUGUAUGCUAUUCUGUUGAAAUGCAGGCCAAAUUAUGUAAAAUAGCCAAAUAAAGUCAGUCAUGGGAGAAUAAAAAAAUGAAAAAAUGUUGA